Messenger RNA from Alosa alosa (allis shad), 483 nucleotides. RefSeq names its product E3 ubiquitin-protein ligase TRIM35-like. The record is from RefSeq and is a predicted model, not a curated record. The transcript has 6 exons. Lineage: Eukaryota; Metazoa; Chordata; Actinopteri; Clupeiformes; Clupeidae. The coding region runs from base 1 to 483 and encodes 160 amino acids.
AUGUGCUUUACUCAGACUCAGCACACAGAGAAGCAGAUCAAGGAGGAGUUUGAGAAGCUUCAUCAGUUUCUACGAGAUGAAGAGGCAGCCAGGAUAGCUGCACUGAGGGAGGAAGAGGAGCAGAAGAGUGAGAUGAUGAAGGAGAAGAUUGAGAAGAUGAGCAGAGAGAUCUCAUCUCUUUCAGACACAAUCAGAACCAUAGAAGAGCAGAUGGGAGCUGAUGAUGUCACAUUCCUGCAGAGCUACAAGAGCACAGUGGAAAGAGCCCAGUGCACACUGCAGGAUCCAGAGAGGGUUUCAGGAGCUCUGAUCAAUGUGGCAAAGCACCUGGGCAACCUGAAGUUCAGAGUCUGGGAGAAGAUGCAGGAGACUGUUCAGUACACUCCUGUGACUCUGGAUCCCAACACUGCACACCCACAACUCUUCCUGUCUGAGGAUCUGACCAGUGUGAGAUGUGGUGUGUCCUGGGCUCUGAGGGCUUAA